AAAAACUCGCUGCAGAGAGUUCUCAGGCCCAUGCUCUUGAGUGAGUUUCAGUGCUUUUACUUAAAAUGUUUACAUUCGCGGCUAGAUUUUCAGUUCAAUUGGCCAAAAGUCUUUCUGUGAGAACGCAACGUGAAAGUAUUUAUAUUUUUGAAUUUUAGAACUGUGGUGCGAUCAUAUUGGUGUAUCUAUUACCAGUUUAUAUUUUGUCAGUAAGUUAUUUAAUGUUAGUAUAAAAUCGUACAUAUUCUGCAGUGUGAUUCUUCAAAUUCAUUAGAGGCUCUAGAUGGGACGAUCUUCUAAAGAUAAACGCGAUAUUUAUUAUCGUCUUGCCAAAGAGGAAGGAUGGAGAGCGAGAAGUGCUUUUAAAUUAUUACAGAUUAAUGAAGAGUUUGGAAUAUUUGAAGGUGUUAAAAAGGUUGUUGAUUUAUGCGCAGCACCUGGAAGUUGGAGUCAGGUAUUAUCCAGAAAAUUAAGAGGUAAUGCUGAAGAUCCUGAUGAGAUAAAAAUAGUGGCUGUUGAUCUGCAAGCUAUGGCACCAUUACCUGGUGUCAUUCAAAUACAAGGAGAUAUUACUAAGAUAUCAACAGCUGAGGAUAUAAUAAGUUAUUUUAAAGGUGAAAAUGCGGAUCUGGUAGUUUGUGAUGGUGCCCCUGAGUUUACUGGCUUGCAUGAUCUUGAUGAAUACAUUCAAGCUCAGUUGGUGCUGUUAUCCUUCCAAAAUACACAACACUCUUUGAAAAAAGGUGGUACUUUUGUAGCAAAAAUUUUCAGAGGAAAAGAUGUUACUUUGCUUUUUUCUCAGUUAAAAAUAUUUUUUGAAACUGUCACAAUUGCUAAACCUCGAAGCAGUCGAAACUCUAGCAUAG
Stegodyphus dumicola is the source of this 866-nucleotide messenger RNA. Its product is annotated as tRNA (cytidine(32)/guanosine(34)-2'-O)-methyltransferase-like. Gene Ontology annotation, biological process: cytoplasmic translation; tRNA methylation. Gene Ontology annotation, cellular component: cytoplasm. NCBI's taxonomy places the organism in Eukaryota, Metazoa, Arthropoda, Arachnida, Araneae, Eresidae. Gene Ontology annotation, molecular function: tRNA methyltransferase activity. The record is from RefSeq and is a predicted model, not a curated record.